This is a messenger RNA of Syzygium oleosum, 1123 nucleotides long. RefSeq lists its product as uncharacterized. The transcript has 3 exons. The coding region runs from base 559 to 1116 and encodes 185 amino acids. Lineage: Eukaryota; Viridiplantae; Streptophyta; Magnoliopsida; Myrtales; Myrtaceae. The record is from RefSeq and is a predicted model, not a curated record.
UCUUUUGCUUAAAGCUCUUCAAAUACUUGCAUUAAUCAGGAGAAAUGUGAGCUCAAUGGGUCAUAACUUUUAGUUUGUGUGAUUUCUUGUUGUUAGCUGUUAGAACUUGUUGGGGGAAAACAAAUAAAGGUUUCACUGGAUGCAAGAUUGACCCACAUUGAGAAUGAGAACCAAUUGGAAAUUAAUUUGCAUAUGUGAACCCAAUUUCCAGAUCAAUUGGUCAUGUUUGGGAGACAACGGGCCUUGUAAUUAGCUCGUCAAGUCGUGGGAUAAGAUGUUUAUUUAUGUGAAAUUGGCUCAAUUUUGUCCAGUGGCAGUUCCUCAUCAAAGGUUUUACAUCCACACCUGUACACUCAAUCAUGUAGCAUCUCCCAUGGGUGGUAGUCCUUUUACAGUAAUGGAGAACGGACAUGUUGUUUUCUUUCUAUCAGUUGUCCGAGAUUUGUUACCUGAUGAGGGUAAUAAUGGAUCAUGGUGAACUUCACAAUCUUCACAGGCCAAUAUAAGACAUUGAGGAACUUGUCUGCACCAUAGGCGUGGUAUUGGGCAUUCCAGGAGAUGGGGAAGCGAGAGAAGAAGCAGAGACACCAAAGACACCCUCGCAGAGAAGCCUCUCAUUAUCUUGAAGGAGGAGAGGAUAGUUUCAGUUACGAAAACUUGCCCUCAGCUUCGAAGCCUCCUCUUUCCGAUGAAGAGGAUGAGGAAGAGGAGGUGGAGGAGGAAGAACAAGAGCAAGAACAUGACAGCCAAAGUCCAUCACUAGACAUUCCAUCAAAAUUCCUCCUCUACCAACAAUCUGUCCAGUCGCCCAAAGGAGAUAUAAGCUAUUUGCAGAAAUUUUUUCUCAUGUAUGUGGGUGGACGGCAGGCCCUCCAUCUUCAAGAAGAUUUUUGUGGGACUGCUCUUCUUAGCAUAGAGUGGCUCCGAAAUGACCCAAGGCACAAAUGUGAUUUGUGGCACUUGUGUCCAACCACCAAUAGGUAUUGUUUGACACCAAGGACACCUCAGACACAACCACAGCAAUCAGUCUCUCAUUAUCUUCCUGCUCUGUCAGAUUCAGUUGUUUGGUUGUACCACCGCCUUUGCCUUUCCUUGGGCGCUUCUUGCAAUCCUUAGCCCGGUG